GGCAAUGUUAAGGCGGCGGAGGGAUUCCAGACCUUUUUUUCGUUGUUUGCGGCCUGUUCACAUGCGACACGGUUUAGUGUAUCUGGCGGUGGUGAGAGAUUUCUGAAUUAUCUGAGCGGCUUGCGGUACUGUAACCGGCGGACACCGCCUCGUGGUUCGAAAUGACGCAGUUUCUGCCACCAAACUUGCUGGCAUUAUUUGCCCCAAGAGAUCCUGUCCCUUACCUUCCACCUUUGGAGAAAUUGCCACAUGAAAAACACCACAACCAACCAUACUGUGGAAUUGCUCCUUAUAUUCGUGAAUUUGAGGACCCUCGAGAUGCACCACCUCCAACUAGAGCGGAGACACGUGAGGAGCGAUUGGAAAGGAAGAGAAGGGAAAAGAUUGAACGGAGACAACAAGAUGUUGAAAAUGAACUAAAAAUAUGGGAUCCUCAUAAUGAUCCGAAUGCACUAGGAGAUGCUUUCAAAACUCUUUUUGUUGCCAGGGUGAACUAUGAUACAACCGAAUCCAAGCUGCGACGAGAAUUUGAAGUCUAUGGACCUAUUAAACGGAUUCAUAUGGUAUAUAACAAGAGGACAGGAAAACCCCGUGGAUAUUCCUUCAUUGAAUAUGAGCAUGAAAGGGACAUGCACUCGGCAUACAAGCAUGCAGAUGGAAAGAAAAUUGAUGGAAGGCGUGUGUUGGUUGACGUUGAGAGAGGACGUACUGUUAAGGGUUGGCAUCCGCGCAGACUUGGUGGUGGUCUGGGAGGCACGCGAAGGGGAGGAGCAGAUGUCAAUAUCAGGCAUUCUGGCAGGGAUGAUACAUCUAGAUACGAUGAAAGGGAUCGCGAGAGGGAACGAGAAAGACGUGAUCGCAGCCGGGACAGAGACAAGGACCGUGAACGACGCAGGACUCGAUCCAGGGAGCGUAGGAGGAGGACACACAGCCUUGAGAAAGAAGAAAGGAAGCGUAGCAGAGAGAGAAGCAGAGACAAAGACAAAGAUAAAGAUCGGGAGCGUAAACGCAGAAGUCGAAGCAGAGACCGCAAGCGUGACCGGGAUCGUGAUAGGGAAAAGAAAGAUGAACGGGUUGAGGGGGAGAUACCUGACACUGGUGAGGCAGCUGUUGAUGAACUGUCCAUAGGUGAAAUUGGUUUAGAUGGAAUGGACAUUAAGCCAGAGUCGGAGGAGAAGGGUAGAGAUCGGGAAAGGGACAGAGAAAAGGACAGGGAUAGAGACCGCGAUAGGGACAGAAGGCGCAGUCACAGAGAGAGAGACAGAGAUAAGGAUAAGGAUAAAGAGAGAGACCGAGACCGGAGGAGAGACCGAGACAGGGGGGAUAGAGAGAGGGAUCACAAAAGGGAAAGAGACAGAGGAGAUAGAAAUGAUAAAAGAGAAGACAGGUUACCAGAAAACGUUAUGAUUCCGGAGUCAGUGGAGGAGCCCAAUGAAGACAUGUACUUAGACCAAGAGUCAAUGCAGUCUGGAGAUGGAUAUCUAUCCACAGAAAAUGGCUAUAUGGCAGAGCCUCCUAUGGAGUGAUCUUGUUAAUGGUAAGGAAGUGUCCUUCCUGAAAUGAACUUUUCUCUGCUAGACAUUGUAUGCAAGCUAAAGCCACUACCAUUACAGGCUUCACUUUUAUUCAUGCAUACAGUUGUAUUUUUUUUUUUUUUUUUUUAACAGUGAUUUGCAAAGCAACCAAAUGAGCAGUAAAGCUCUUCAGUAUGAAGUUCAAGCUACAAUAACUUUUUUUUUUUAUUUUGAGUUUACAUUGAGAAAUUGCCAUCUUUGGACUUCUAUAUAUCGUUAGGAGUUUUAUUUUUAUUUUUUUUUUUAAUUGGCCGCACAGAAUAAAAACAUUUUAAUGUUCAUUACUUGUCCUUUCCUUUCUAAAAUAGCCACUGACCUCCCCAAGGUGUAUUUUCCAUACCGCAUUGAGUAUGUUGUCAGUGUUAACAUUAAAGGGGUAUGAAACCCAAAUUUUUUUGUUGUUGUCAUGAUUCAGAUAGAGCAUGCAAUUUUAAACAACUUUCUAAUUUACUACUAUUAAUGUUUAUUUGUUCUUUUGGUACAUGUUCAGGGACAUGUGCUUAUAAGCACUAUGGGGUAGAUUUAUUAAAGCCUUUGGCAGGCUUUCACCUGCCUAUAACUGCAGGUACUGUAUUUAUGAAGCAGUGGUCAUCUCUUCGGUGGUGAAUUUCAUACUCCCUGGUCUCAUCAGACCGGGGAGAUUGACAGCUCCUGCCCGCGCGUGAUUGGUUGUGCGCGGGCACAGGGCGGCAUUGCGUUCUUGUGCAAAGCUGAAUUCCGACAGCGGAAAUUAGCCCGCCUUUGGUGUGUAUGUAUGCCCCUGUCCGCCGCAGCUUGAUAAAUCGAGCCCUAUUUGGUGGUAGUUUUGCAAGCGCUAGAUGGCAGCACUAUUUCCUGAUGUGCUCCAGAUGUCUACCUAGGUUUCUCUUCAAUUAAGAAUAUCAUGGGAACAUAAUAAAUUUGAUAAUAGAAGUAAAUUGGAUUUUUUUUUUAAAUGGUAGGCUCUGAAUCGGGCAAAAAAAAAAUUUGGGUUUUGAUAUCGCUUUAAAAAGGUGAUAAGGUAACAAAACUAACUCCACAUGGAUUUUACAGAAUCAGACAGGUAGGUUGUAGAGUGCUAGUUUUACUAAAUUACUUUGGAAAAUGUGUAUAGAAUAUUUGAAUGGAUGUUUAAUAAUCUUAUCUUCUGUUUUGCAGAGGUAUAAUAUGUUUAAAUGUAUGUUUCAGAUCUUACCAAAAUGCAUAACUGUAUGUUUCAGAUCUUACCAAAAUGCAUAACUGUAUGUGAUACUUAAAGUAAGGUACCAGAGCUAUUUAAUCAUGAGAAUUUUAUGAUUUGGCAGGGCAAGCCUUAUCCCGCACACUAUUUAAAGUUGCUUUGUUUUUUUGUAACAAACUUUGUUCUAUUUGAAAUGUAAGCUUUAAUGCUCCCAGCAAACUUGGUGAUGCUGUUGACCCAUGGCUUGUAUUUUUAACUUAUUUGAAACAUCCUGUAACUUUUUUACAUGCUAAUUGAUGGUCUUGAAAUAAAAUAUCAAUCUCAAAAUGUUAUCAAAUAUAUUUCAAAAGGUUGAGUUACAAGUAAAAUGAAUUUACGGUGCGGGAAUUGUUACUAUAUCCAUCUAAAAAGGUAGACGGGGUUCUUGUUAACUUGUUGGGGCUUUUAGUAAGUUUUGAAAUAAAGUUUUUCAUUUUUA
Bombina bombina (fire-bellied toad) is the source of this 3211-nucleotide messenger RNA. It is a transcript of the gene SNRNP70, whose product is annotated as small nuclear ribonucleoprotein U1 subunit 70. NCBI's taxonomy places the organism in Eukaryota, Metazoa, Chordata, Amphibia, Anura, Bombinatoridae. The record is from RefSeq and is a predicted model, not a curated record. Gene Ontology annotation, biological process: mRNA splicing, via spliceosome. Gene Ontology annotation, cellular component: U2-type prespliceosome; precatalytic spliceosome; U1 snRNP. The coding region runs from base 162 to 1526 and encodes 454 amino acids. The transcript is spliced from 10 exons. Gene Ontology annotation, molecular function: mRNA binding; U1 snRNA binding.